Molecule: messenger RNA, 1298 nt
Organism: Python bivittatus (Burmese python)
Lineage: Eukaryota; Metazoa; Chordata; Lepidosauria; Squamata; Pythonidae
Gene: MCFD2
Product: multiple coagulation factor deficiency 2, ER cargo receptor complex subunit
Molecular function (GO): calcium ion binding
Source: RefSeq, a predicted model, not a curated record
UCAGUUCUAUGGGUGUCGCUGCUCUUCCUGGCCGGAGGGUGCCAUCGUAACGGCAGAAUUGUUGGGAAGAGGUGCCGGAGCGCAGGUGUUGUGAGGCGAGCGCCAAAGCGGGGAUCUCGCGGUGGCCAGAAGACGGUGCUUGCCUCGCGCCGGCGGGUGUCGGUGCCUCCUGCUUCCCGCUCCGGACCUCUCCUCGCCGCUGCUUGCCAGUCAAGCGGGCGGAGCUGUUAGAAAUUUUCUGGUUGGGUGGGACCUUUCGAGGUACUAAUCCCGCAGUCCUCCCUAUACUUGCUUAAGGAUAAUUUUGGAACAGAAUAUGGCUGUUAUGGUACCCAUGAGGAUUUAUAGCAUAGAUUUUCUCUGCUGUAUUAUCCUUGCUGCCUCCGUCAUUUCUUUAGCAGAGGAUCACAUGGACGGAAGUCACCAGCCCAAUAUGCGCCUUGAUAAGAACAUGGUACAAGACAAGGACCACAUUAUGGAACAUUUAGAUGGUGUCAUUGACAAACCAGAGUCUGAGAUGUCACCUCAAGAACUGCAGCUUCAUUAUUUCAAAAUGCAUGAUUAUGAUGGUAACAACUUGCUUGAUGGUCUUGAGCUUGCCACUGCAAUAUCACAUGUACACAAAGAGGAUGGUGGUGGACACAUUCAGACAAUGAAAGAAGAGGAGCUAAUUAACUUGAUAGAUGGCGUUUUACAAGAUGAUGAUAAGAAUAAUGAUGGGUAUAUCGACUAUGCUGAAUUUGCUAAGUCACUGGAAUAAGGACAAUCUUCAGUUUUUAUGUGGCCCAGUUCAAUGUGAUUCUUUAUUAUAUGUUAGUAUGUAUGUUCUGCCUUUGAGCUACGAAGUUAAUAGUAAGCUGGUACAUGUGGCCAUUGGAAUGGCUAUACUUGUAUUUGUUACAUGUUGGAAAGUAAAAAUAAGUUUGUAAUAGAAACUGGUCUGCUGUUAUAUCCUUAACAAACCAUGUUGAACAAUAUAAUGCAUUGCCCCCGUCAGCAGAUUAUUUGCCAGUCAGCUUCAAAGAAUUGUUUCAAAAUGCUCCAAAGAAUUUUUGUAGAAGCCCAGUGAAAGUGUAGUGUAAAGACAGCAGCACUGCACAGUUGAAAUGUUGUGAUUAUAAGGCAAAACCUAUAGUAUAAUCAAUAUUUAUACUUGUAUUUUUUUUUAUUCACUCUCCUUGCAAAAUUAAGUAGAUCCCAAACCAGAAAAAGGUAACAUUCUUCCAAGAUCUGUUGAAGAUAAUAAAAAAAAGUGAAGUACCAAGUGAAAUAUUCAUUAAAAUCAUUGUGAACAUAAA